Messenger RNA from Lytechinus pictus (painted urchin), 3682 nucleotides. RefSeq names its product E3 ubiquitin-protein ligase TRIM33-like. Gene Ontology annotation, biological process: protein monoubiquitination. The transcript is spliced from 2 exons. The record is from RefSeq and is a predicted model, not a curated record. Lineage: Eukaryota; Metazoa; Echinodermata; Echinoidea; Temnopleuroida; Toxopneustidae. Gene Ontology annotation, molecular function: ubiquitin protein ligase activity; zinc ion binding. Bases 220 to 1728 code for a protein of 502 amino acids.
GUGAAUUUCUGCGUGAAGUAUUGACAACAGAUUGAGGAACUCGGGGUUAAUGAAUCGUUCAAGCUGUGCCAAGUAUUAAAACACAACAGACUAGUGUCAUAGGGUAUAGGGAACUGCUUUGAGGGUACUGAAUUUCCCGUUGUCCACCAAGGAUACCUAAAGAAGAACGGCAUUGAUAUCUCCAAAGUCUUUGCUAAAAUCGAGUGACAUAGCAAUCGGAUGGCUUCAGCAAGGCAACUCUCAGACCAUCUAAAAUGUCCAAUCUGCCAUGACCUACUCUGCAAUCCUAAACUUCUGCCAUGUUCACAUUCUUUUUGCACAAAUUGUUUGACCGAACUUUACUCAACUCAGCAAGCUGAUUACGGGUUAACUUGUUCAGUGUGUCGCCAAGAUGCAAAUGUUCCUGAAAAUGAUGUGUGUAACUUUCCGACAAAUCGAGUAGUCAAGUCCCUCGUCGAAGAUUUCAAAAGAAGAUCAGAUGCUAAGGCCGAGCGUAUAAAAGGGGAUGGAGGAACCACCAUUCAAACUUGUACGGUUUGUGAUGGUGAUGAUCAAGACAUUGCAACCUACUACUGCCAGAACUGUUCAGAGUUCCUUUGCGAAGACUGCUUGCAACACCACAAUAGAUACAAGCGGAAUGCAUGCCAUGAGACUGUGAAAGUAAUAGAUAUUGAGGUGGGAGUUGUCAAAAAGAAAUUCCCGUGUCCUACACAUCCACAGGAACUGCAGCAGUUCGUGUGUACCACAUGUCUGGUUCGAAUCUGCUGCAGAUGCCGGGAGGUCGAACACAAAGAAGAUAGACAUGAAGUCAUCGCGAUUGCCAUGUACGAAGAGAAUCAACAUGAGAAAACGGCAAUUAUGUUGGCGAAAAUUGAUGAAAGAGGUGUUGAUAUCAAUAAUUACUUGUCUGUAUUGCAGGAGACGGGUCAAAAUGUAAAAAGUAUCAUUUCUCAACGACAGCAAGAAAUAAAAAUUGCUUACGACACAGCAGAAGAACAAUUGCGAGGGAGAAGAGAUGAAUUGCUCAAUGAAUGCAGUAAUGAUGGUAACAAAUUCUAUCAGGAAUUGCAAGAAAAAGAAGAAUGCAUUAAUACAUUUCUAGGAGCUGUAUCUAAUCGGGCCUCGCUUGUGAACGAUGGCCUGGGAAAACUUUAUCAACCAGAUCUGUCACUCGCUGAUCAUGCAGCACGAUGGGGUGAUCUUGAAAGUUUUCUCAUGAAUGAAGACAUCUCCUCACUUCUCGCUCAGUUAUUAAACAUACGACAGCGUGCAGAAUCUUUGACCUCCCGUAUGGCUGCUUCUACCAUUGAUCUUAGCAUUGGUACUGUUCUCGUCAAGGACCAUCGGCUGGAUGGAGAACCAAAGAGUAGUGAUGCGAUAGCGAUAGCUCCGAGGAAAGGGGAUACUAUUUUCAAGAAGGAAGCCUCCGAUGACCUUGUUUCACAUCCUUCUACGUCGACAAACGUAACCUCCCAAGCAAAGCCCACUUCCGACAGUCAAGCUCCUUAUGAAAGUCCCUAUGAUCGUCUUGAUCUUGGAACUCUAGAAAGGAAAAUAGAUGAUUUACAGGCCAGCAUGGCUACCAGUACGACUCCGACAAACGAAAGCCAUUCUUUAAAUGAAGAACUCAGACGGACCUCCGAGUGUCCGGAUAUUAACAGGGCUAGUGUUCGUUCUCGCUUUUUAAAUCUCGUCGGACAAGGUAAGCGGAAGGCUCGUAUCCACUAGCGUAUAUAUAUACCUAAGGGGGGGGGGCAGGGGGGGCAGACUGCCCCCCUGACGAGUUACAACUCAUGCAGGGCACGUAUCCCUGCCCCCCUGACGAGUCACAACUGAUACAGGGGACGUGCCCCCCGCCUUUUGAGAAACCAAAUUACUAAUUUGUAAUGUAAAUUUGAACCUGAAGACCUUUUUUUUAUUUUUAUUUUUUACUUGUUUAAUUUUUCCGCGGACGAAAUAUCCUCCAAAUAAAUUCCCCCCUUCUGGAAAAUCCUGGGUACGCCAGUGCUCGUAUCCCUACUUUUAAGUUCUGACUUGAACUCGACCAUUGAGUAGAUUCCCAGUUUCGAACUUGACAAUGGUUCUACCGAUUUGUCAAAUCGAUCAGGCAUCAUCAAGCCACUAUUGGACUUGAUUGGUCUAUAGUUCGGAAAAGUAUGAUCAAUACACCUUGAUCGGGUCGAUCAACAAUUAGCAGGCUCAGGCCUCAUAUUCGACUAUUUUAGGACAGCAUAGUUACCACUGCCGAAAUGAUUACUCAAUCAAGCCCAUUCACCAUUUUCCGUUCGAUCGGUUGUCAUCGGAAGUUGGACCUGGGGGCCGUUUCAUAAAGCUGUUCGUAAGUUAAGAGUGACUUCAAGGACGACUGGUGAUCAUUUCUUGUGGUAAGUGAUAUUUACCAUUUGGUGGGUAUUUAGCGCGUAAGAAAGGUUCACCAGUCGUUCUUAAAGUCGCUCCUAACUUUAAUACGAACAGCUUUAUGAAACACCCCCCUGGUCGGUAACCAACAUCGGGCCAAUCUUCCUUUGCUGCUUGGACAUCACUCUGUUUUCUUACACUAAUAUAUUGAACAUAUCAUAAAUAUUUAAAUAGGAAAGGGCAGUGUAAACGCUGAAGACAGGAUUAACCAGCAAGGGGGAGGGGACCAAUGGCGGAUCCAGCUUUUGUCAGUAGGGCGGAAAAGGGAUUUUUCGCCCACAUUUUCCUGAUGGCCACUUAAAGCUAUUCUUUGUCGUUUUCCUUUUAGGGGGUAUUCAUAGCUAAAGACUCAAAGUUUAUUCUUACGAAGGUAAGGUAUCUCAAAAAGCUUAUAAAUGAUGCGAGCGCGAAGCUCAAACCAAGCUCAUUUUUUGUUAUGUAUUCAAACCUUUAAACUUAACAUUCUAAGCAAUUUAUCAAAUAAUGAUCAAGAUGCGUAUCUAAUUUAACGAACAAUGCGAGGUCGAAGCGGUAUCUUAAAUUUUCGAUAAAUUGACCUGAAAAGGAACCUGUAUGGGAGUGUUUGCAGUUGCUCAUGAAGAGGAUUCAUAUCUCACGUGUCGAGUAAUGGAAGCGGGAAGCGCGAGCUGAAAAUGUUUGAUAUAAAAAAAAAACUGGACAGUUUACAGCACUGAUUCUUUUUUUUUUAGAUUUAGACCUAAAAACGGAACAUUCUAAGCAUUUUUGUUUUUAUCUUGAUCAGGAUAUAAUCAAAUAAAUUUAUUGGUGAGAGCACGAAGCGCGAUCUGAUAAUGUUUGAUAUUCCAACCUGAAAAACUCGACAGUUUAAGCACUCAUUUAGAUCAAGACGUGUAUUUCAAUAAAACGAGCAUGAAUACUGGGAUGAUUUUUUUUAAUAGAUUUAUUCCGAAACUGGGCAUUCUUUUCACUUUUCGUAAUCAUGAAAAGAACGGGUGUCUCCUAAAUAAAUGAUGCGAGUUUAAAUUUUGGGGAUUUAGACCCAAAACGGGAAAUUCUAAUCAAACUUUGUUAAUAUUAGACAUGAUGUGUAUUUAACUUAACAAUUAUUGUGAAUGCAAAGCGAUAAUAAAUAUUUAAUAUGGGCCUUCUGACCUAGAAAGGUGACGUUUCAUGAACUGUUUUGGGGAAUCCAUGAAGAGGAUACGCAUCUCGCUAAUCAAUUAAUGCUAGCGCGUAGCGCGAGCUGAAAAUUGUUUAUAUUUAGCACUUUUUUAAAUGACAU